UCCAGGGCCAAUUCAUUCCCAAAUGGGGGAAAAAUAUUUCGUUUGCGCGUGUUUUUACGCAAAAAACAUAUUUCUUAAACAAAUAAAGAUGCAUGUAGAAUACAGAAAUAAAUCACAGUUCUUGACAGCAUACAGAAAGAUACUCGAGGAGAAUGGUUACCAUGAUGAGAGUGAAACCGAGAAGUUGAUUUUAGAGAUUGAAGAUGAAGUGGCACGCAGAAAAAGGCUUGGCUUGUACAGUUUAGAAAGACAAAGAGUCAUAAAACAAUCAUAUACACCCAUUCAUCCUGAGAUAUAUACAUUGAAGGAAAGUUUCCUGUCACCGAAGUUUCUGGAUCUUGUGCAGUACUGUAAAGACACUGAUGCUACAUUUGAAGGUGUAUUUGACUAUAUGCAGGAAACUGAAAUUUCCAGAGGCUAUAUGAUACCUGUGUUCACUGAAGAAUUUUGCAGAAUGUUCCUAGAGGAGGUGCAGCAUUUUGAACAGAGUGAUUUGCCAAAAGGCAGGCCUAAUACUAUGAAUAAAUAUGGGGUUCUUCUUGAUGAGCUUGGGUUUGAUCCAUUCUUCUCAACACUGAGGGAGCAGUAUCUGGUGCCAGUCACGAGACUACUGUACCCGGACCAAGGAGGUGGUGAGCUGGACUCCCACAAGGUAUUUGUUGUGCAAUACAAGGUAGGGGAGGACAUUGAUCUUGACUGUCACUACGAUAAUGCAGAGGUGACACUAAAUAUAGCCCUUUCACCUAAAGACUCCUAUGCUGGAGGUAAUCUUUAUUUCGGUGCUAUGAGGACUGAAUAUGAUGCUGUGGAUCACUGGAAAGAGAUUGAGCACAAACCUACAUUUGGGUUUCUUCACAGAGGACAACACAUGCAUGGAGCUUCACCGAUAACAGCGGGAGAAAGGUUUAAUUUGAUACUAUGGAUGAGGGCCUCUAGUGUGAGAAAUAAAAAAUGCCCUAUGUGUGAUAAUAUACCAGACUUACAGGAAGCUAUUGGCUUUGGAGAUGGUUUUACAAAGCCAGAAAUUGUAGAUAUUUGUUCUGUAAUUUAAGUCUUUACAGUAAUGCAUAUUGCUGACCCAGUAAUUUACCAAAUGAAACAUUUGCUAGAAGGUAAACUUGCCUGGGAUUUUUCAAGACUGUGCCUGCUUUUAGGCUUUCAGCUACUAAACCUUCCCUAUGUAACUACAUUGAUAAAGAACAUUUCAGACUUAAGAAUGUAUAUUUUCAGGCAUUUAGUUUUUUAAUAAAUCCCAGGCUGGGUUCAGAUGGUAAAUUACUGCAGAAUCAUUUAAUUUCAUAGGUACAAAAUUUUGGGGUUUAGGUCAAAAUAGCUGUUUAAUGGAAAUAUUAUUCUGUGGAUUUCAAUUUUUGAUGGUUUUACUGGUUUGUUAGCACUGUGAAAUCAUUAAUAUUUGUGAGGGAUUAAUCCUUGUGGAUUAUGUGGUUGAGUCAGUCUACGAAAUUUAAUCCAGACGAACAAGGUGAUUCCCAUUCAUUUUAUGUUCAAAAGUUGAAAUCCAAAUUCAUAUCCCUAAGACAUUGCUGUCUUUACCAAAACCACGAAAUUUCGUGCCCACAAAAUUAAAUGAUUUUACAGUAUUUAAUUUCAUGGUUUCACUCAUCCGUGAAAUCCAUGAAAAUUAGUCCCAGUGAAUAGCAAUAAUUAUACAGUAUAUUGAAUUACUGAAUCCUCGCCAAAGUUUAUUUUUGGAGUGGUGGCUAUAUAGAAAUCACUUUGUCCUAUCUUACAAUGUCCUGUCAGUUCAGAACUGUUUUCCUUGAUACCUUUUGAAUGCAAACAGAUGCCAUUUUGAACUUUGAAACAGGUUUUUAGCUCACCUGUCACAAAGUGACAAGGUGAGCUUUUGUGAUCGCGCGGUGUCCGUCGUCCGUGCGUCCGUAAACUUUUGCUUGUGACCACUCUAGAGGUCACAUUUUUCAUGGGAUCUUUAUGAAAGUUGGUCAGAAUGUUCAUCUUGAUGAUAUCUAGGUCAAGUUCGAAACUGGGUCACGUGCCUUCAAAAACUAGGUCAGUAGGUCUAAAAAUAGAAAAACCUUGUGACCUCUCUAGAGGCCAUAUAUUUCAUAAGAUCUUCAUGAAAAUUGGUCAGAAUGUUCACCUUGAUGAUAUCUAGGUCAAGUUCGAAACUGGGUCACGUGGGUUCAAAAACUAGGUCAGUAGGUCUAAAAAUAGAAAAACCUUGUGACCUCUCUAGAGGCCAUAUUUUUCAUGAUAUCUUUAUGAAUAUUGGUCAGAAUGUUUACCUUGAUGAUAUCUAGGUCAAGUUCGAAACUGGGUCACGUAGGGUCAAAAACUAGGUCAUUAGGUCUAAAAAUAGAAAAACCUUGUGACCUCUCUAGAGGCCAUAUUUCUCAAUGGAUCUUCAUGAAAAUUGGUCAGAAUGUUCACCUUGAUGAUAUCUAGGUCAAGUUCGAAACUGGGUCACGUGGGGUUAAAAACUAGGUCAGUAGAUCUAAAAAUAGAAAAACCUUGUGACCUCUCUAGAGGCCAUAUUUUUCAUGAGAUCUUCAUGAAUAUUGGUCAGAAUGUUCACCUUGAUGAUAUCUAGGUCAGGUUCGAAACUGGUUCAUGUGGGGUCAAAAACUAGGUCAGUAGAUCUAAAAAUAGAAAAACCUUGUGACCUCUCUAGAGGCCAUAUUUCUCAAUGGAUCUUCAUGAAAAUUGGUCAGAAUGUUCACCUUGAUGAUAUCUAGGUCAAGUUCGAAACUGGGUCACGUGGGGUUAAAAACUAGGUCAGUAGAUCUAAAAAUAGAAAAACCUUGUGACCUCUCUAGAGGCCAUAUUUUUCAUGAGAUCUUCAUGAAUAUUGGUCAGAAUGUUCACCUUGAUGAUAUCUAGGUCAAGUUCGAAACUGGUUCAUGUGGGGUCAAAAACUAGGUCAGUAGAUCUAAAAAUAGAAAAACCUUGUGACCUCUCUAGAGGCCAUAUUUCUCAAUGGAUCUUCAUGAAAAUUGGUCAGAAUGUUCAUCUUGAUGAUAUCUAGGUCAAGUUCGAAACUGGGUCACGUGCGGUCAAAAACUAGGUCAGUAGGUCUAAAAAUAGGAAAACCUUGUGACCGCUCUAGAGGCGAUAUUUUUCAAUGGAUCUUCAUGAAAAUUGGUCAGGGUGUUUACCUUGAAGAUAUCUAAGUCAGGUUCGAAACUGGGUCACGUGGGUUUAAAAACUAGGUCAGUAGAUCUAAAAAUAGAAAAACCUUGUGACCUCUCUAGAGGCCAUAUUUUUCAUGAGAUCUUCAUGAUUAUUGGUCAGAAUGUUCACCUUGAUAAUAUCUAAGUCAAGUUCGAAACUGGGUCACGUGGGGUUAAAAACUAGGUCAGUAGGUCUAAAAAUAGAAAAAACCUUGUGACCUCUCUAGAGGCCAUAUUUCUCAACGGAUCUUCAUGAAAAUUGGUGAGAAUGUUCAGCUUGAUGAUAUCUAGAUCAGGUUUGUAACUGGGUCAUGUGCGGUCAAAAACUAGGUCAGUAGGUCGAAAAAUAGAAAAACCUUGUGACCUCUCUAGAGGCCAUAUUUUUCAGGAGAUCUUCAUGAAAAUUGGUGAGAAUGUUCACCUUGAUGAUAUCUAGGUCAAGUUUAAAAGUGGGUCACGUGCCUUCAAAAACUAGGCCAUUAGGUCAAAUAAUAGAAAAACCUUGUGACCUCUCUAGAGGCCAUAUUUUUCAAUGGAUCUUCAUGAAAAUUGAUCAGAAUUGUUUAUCUUGAUGAUAUCUAGGUCACAUGUGCUCAAAAACUAGGUCACUAUGUCAAAUAAUAGAAAUAAUGACGUCAUACUCAGUUCAACACUGGGUCAUGUGGGGAUAGGUGAGCGAUUCAGGACCAUCAUGGUCCUCUUGUUAGAAUGAUGAGACAAGUUCCAUAUACCACAUUCCAGGUCCAUGUAAGUGGCUUGUUUUGACUGAACUGCUCCCUUUCUCACUUUGAAAAUGUCCCAAAACUGACGUAACUUCCCUUCGAUAUUUCUGAGAACUAUUGGUGCUUUCUAUUGAAGGUUCACACCAAGGUUUAAGGAGUCUAGUUUAAACAAAACUACACCUUGAAAAGAAAAAACACACUGUGACCUUGAUAGUCAGACCUUACUUUACAAAAUCAAAACAAACAAGUUUACUUGUAUAGUAAUUAUGUGUGGUGUGGGAGACUUAUUGAUGUACUCCUGUGUGUCCAUGUGUCUGUCUGUCACAAAGCUUGUCUGCACUCCUAAGUCAAACAUUUCUCAUCCGAUUUUCACCAAACUUAAACAAAAUGUAUUUGAUCAUAAGACCUUUGCCAGGUUCGAUAACUCAGCACUUUUGAAUUAUGGCGCUUGAAUUACUGAUUGGAUCCAAUUGUCUAGGCCAUCCAGACAAACAAGGCAGUUGUGGGAGACAUGUGCUUUUCUCAGAAGCAUCUCUAAGUUUAUCUAAGCAUUAAAUGAAACGAACAACAUAUUAACACAAACACAAUCCAGUGCCAGAGUAUAUAUUUUCUUAGAAAUAAGUAGUAACAAAAUCACCAUAUCUGUGUUUUUCAUUUGAACAUUCUGUAGAGCAAACAUCUUUUUUUGUGUAUUUAUUGUAAAACAUAACCACAUAAGUAGAAAAAGGACUGCCAGUCUGAUGACAUCAAAUGGCGCCGCUGGAAAAAAGCAGUCCUAUACUACUUUAUAUGUUGCAUUGCAAACAACUUGUAUUGGCAUAAUACCCCGGCUCCUUCCGAAAACUGGCCAGAUCCCAUCAUGGGUUCCAGAGAUAAGGCCCCUUAAAGGUUCAAAAUUUGCUACUUUGGCUUUUGCAGCCAUAUAGAGACUUACUUAUGGUUUGAUUUGAUUAUUAUUAAGCAAACUUUGAUACUAAAUAUCUUCAACAUUAAUAAAUUUGGGAUUCCAUGACGAAUCUGUCAGAUCCAAUCAUAGGUUCAGGAGUUACAGCCCCUGAUUGACCCCUAAAAGAGCCAAAAUGUGGUAAUUUUAACCUUGUGAACAUGAUAGCAGUGACAUUUUAUAUUUGAUUUUAACCACACUUGCACACAGCUUAAGUCACAAUAAGAUCUCGAUUCCUCAUGGGUUCUAGAGUUACUGCUCCUGGAAGGUGCAAAACUUUCUAUUUUGGCCUUUUCAGCCAUACAGUUUUCAUUUAUGCUUUAAUUUGAUACAGACUUGCACAGAAUGAUUCUCUUGAUGAUCUCUAGGCCUGGAUUGAAACUAGGUCAUGUCGGGUCAAAAACUAGGUCAUUAGGUCAAAUAAAAGGCAAUGGUAAUAAACAACCUAGAGGCCCCAUUUUUGACCCUAUCUUCAUGAAACUUGGUUAAAAUGUUUAUCUUGAUGGUUCCUAGGCCAAAUUUGAAACUGGGUCAUAUGGGGUCAGAAACUAGGUCACACAGUCAAAUCAAGGAAAAGCGUGUUAACACUCUUGUUCAUUUGAUGUGCUUGAAACCAUGUCAGAAUAUUUGUCUGCAUGAAAUAUCAUAUGAUUUUUAGCUUGACUAUUCAAAGAAUAGUCUAGCUAUUCUACUCACCCUGGUGUCGGUGUCGGCGUCACACCUUGGUUAAGUUUUUGCAUGCAAGUACAUACAGCUAUCAUUUAAAGGCAUAUAGCUUUGAAACUUAUUUUUUCUUUUUCUAGGUCAAUUACCAACCUCACUGGGUCAAGCUCCAUAACUCUGACAUGUAUUUUAUGCAAAUUAUGCCCCCUUUUGGACUUAGGAAAUUCUGGUUAAAGUUUUACAUGCAAGUUACUAUCUCCAAAACUAAUGCAGAUAUUGAACUGAAACUUCACAUGUGUCUUCAGGGUUAUAAAACUAGUUGAUAGCAGCAAGUCCCAUAACUCUGACCUUCAUUUUGGCGAAAUUAUGCCCCCUUUUGGAAUUAGAAAAUUCUGGUUAAAGUUUUGCGUGCAAGUACAUACAGCUAUUACUAAAAGGCAUAUAGAUUUGAAACUUAUUUUUUCUUUUUGUAGAUCAAUUACCAACCUCACUGGGUCAAGUCCCAUAACUCUGACAUGUAUUUUGGGUAAAUUAUACCCCCUUUUUGACUUAGAAAAUUUUGGUUAAAGUUUUACAUGCAGCUUACUUUCUCCAAAACUAAUGCAGAUAUUGAAUUGAAACUUCACAUGUGCCUUCGGGGCUAUAAAUCUAGUUGAUAGCAGCAAGUUCCAUAACUCUGAUAUGCAUUUUGGUCAAAUUAUGUCCGCUUUUGAACUUAAAACUCUUUUGAUAUUUAACCUUUUUGGGUAAUAUUUUCCUGCUUCUGGGAUAAUAUUUUGAAUAGAUGAGCUUGGCUGUCUUAUGGACAGCUCUUGUUAUCUGGGUCAUGUGGGGUCAAAAACUAGGUCAACAGGUCAAACCAAGAAUAAGAUUAUUUGCAACCUAGGGGCCACAUUUUUUAUUCUAUCAUAAUAAUUUUGGUAAGAAGUUUGUUAUCGUGAAGUCUUGGACAAGUUGGUAUCUAGAUCAUUAUUGUCUGGUAAAAAGUUAGGUCAAAUCAAAGAAAAUGCUUGUUAACACUAAAGAUGGCAUGUUUUUUGGUCCAAUCUAACUAAAAAUUGGUCAGAAUAUUUGUUUCCAUGUAAUUACUAGGUAAAAUAUGUUUAUACUGUUACGUGUUACACAGGUGAGAGACCUAGUGCCAUCAUGGCCCUCUUGUUCUUUAUUAGAUCAAUCAUUUAGUAGAGGAGGAUUUACACAUCCUCUCUGCCCAUAAAUUUUCAAAAUCUCUGCUGUUCUGUUUAUCUGUUCUUACUGCUCCUUCUGGUAAAGUCUACUUUCGAGCUGGGCAGCCCUCCGAUGUUCCCUGACCAAAUCUGUAGCAAAUAUAUUGUUGUUGUGAUGCUGUUCAUACAGCUACUGUUGGGCAACAAUCCACCUGUGAUCAUCUUCCUCCACAGUGUGGUAUGCACUGGCUCUGUACCUCUUUGAAACUUGAAGACCAGGCAACCAAAUGAAUCUUGAAGAAUUGCUUGUCAUCCCCUCCUUAAUUAAACUAGAUGGGCCCUCAAGGCGCCGACAGAGUGGUGCGCUAAACCAAAAAAGUGGCAGCUAUACAAUUUUGAAUGCAAUGCAUAAUAGUGGCACUUCCUCUGAAUGAUAAGACAUUAUUAAAAUUCCAGAUCUUGUGAUCAGACAUGAACAUAAAAAUAUGAAAAUUUCAGAUUUAUCAACCAGACAUAAACGUUUAACAUAAUUAUUGAAAUUACAAAACAAAUAAUAUAAUUCUAGAUGUAUUAGAUUUUCAGAAUGUUAUUUUUUAUUUUUUAGUUCACCUGUCACCUAGGUUCCAGAGUUAUUUUAUAUCUGAUUACCUCCCCUGAUUUUAAUCAAAAUGGAUUUAUAU
Molecule: messenger RNA, 7326 nt
Organism: Mercenaria mercenaria
Lineage: Eukaryota; Metazoa; Mollusca; Bivalvia; Venerida; Veneridae
Product: 2-oxoglutarate and iron-dependent oxygenase domain-containing protein 2-like
Exons: 6
Coding region: 23-1051 (342 amino acids)
Molecular function (GO): iron ion binding; L-ascorbic acid binding; oxidoreductase activity, acting on paired donors, with incorporation or reduction of molecular oxygen
Source: RefSeq, a predicted model, not a curated record